Recurvomyces mirabilis is the source of this 741-nucleotide messenger RNA. RefSeq lists its product as uncharacterized. The transcript has 3 exons. NCBI's taxonomy places the organism in Eukaryota, Fungi, Ascomycota, Dothideomycetes, Mycosphaerellales, Teratosphaeriaceae. Bases 1 to 741 code for a protein of 246 amino acids. The record is from RefSeq and is a predicted model, not a curated record.
AUGGGUGACAUGGCUGGCGAGGCCUUCGUCCAAGCUAUUCAGUCCGUAGCAGUGACGUUGCGAGUCGGUCCACACGGCGAAGCUCUCAUCAUCGCAAAAGCCCUACUAGCCAGCAAAUCCGAGAACUUUGCGCCGUUCUUAAGCAAACCAGAUCUCACGGAGCUUGUCUUGCCAGGUAUUGGCGUGGCUGUCACCAAGAUCUUCAUAUGCUGGUGCUACCAGGAUCGCAUCCCACCGCUUGACAAGCCGAGCUGGGAGGCUCGGACGCAGUUCAAGGAGCUGGUGAUCGAUCUGUGGCUGUUCGAAAACCACUACAGUGUCUCGGCUCUGCAGAACCAGGUCAUGCGGCAGCUCAUGUCCAACACGGUCUUCGGCACGCCCUCGUGCCUCUCGAAAGAAGACAUCGAGUACGUCUGGAGCCGCUACUCGACUACCAGUCUCGAACAUCUCAAGAAUCUACUCGUCCUCACACUCGUCGCACAGCUCGAAGCCAAAGAGAGCAGCACUUCCAUUCACGACUUCGAAGAUCUGGGUGCCCUGCCGGAUUUCAUGUGCAUGCAAUACAAGGCGCAGAGAAAUUGGUUUACUUUCCAGCUCCUUGCGAGCUAUGUUGCAAAGUGGAAAGUGAAGGUGGCAGUUAUGGUGGAGGAGAAGGCACGGACUGUGGAUGCUGCUCCAGCUGUGGCGAAGAAGAAGGCGGUCGGCUUUGCGAAGGGUGAGGUGAUUGUGAUUGACGAUUGA